Perognathus longimembris pacificus (Pacific pocket mouse) is the source of this 2314-nucleotide messenger RNA. RefSeq names its product zinc finger and BTB domain containing 45 (gene Zbtb45). The transcript has 2 exons. Gene Ontology annotation, biological process: regulation of cytokine production; negative regulation of transcription by RNA polymerase II; regulation of immune system process. NCBI's taxonomy places the organism in Eukaryota, Metazoa, Chordata, Mammalia, Rodentia, Heteromyidae. The coding region runs from base 282 to 1853 and encodes 523 amino acids. The record is from RefSeq and is a predicted model, not a curated record. Gene Ontology annotation, molecular function: protein binding.
GUCCAAGGACUGGCAAAAAGAUGAUAGAUAGAUAGAUAUUGAAGUUGGGAGUUGGGUGAGCUCUCCUUGGGGCAGAGAAGGGCUAGGAGGUGUGCUGGAAGCUGGAAGGUGUAAAGCAUUGCAAAGGACCUGGAGCAAGGGCAUGGGAAGAGGUCAGCAUGUCCUUUGUGUUAGUAACAGGGACUGUUCUGGGAAGCCAUGGAGUCAGCCAGGCCUAGGAGCCACCUAUCCUGUGGUGGUGGCUGAGGGGACCAGGAGGCUAGAGCAGAAGAGCCCCUUGAAUGACCUGCCUUAUCCCAUCUCCUUGUCCCAAGCAGAUGGCAGUGGCGGAGGCAGUACACCACAUCCACCUUCAGAACUUCUCCCGCUCUCUACUCGAGACCCUCAAUGGACAGAGGCUGGGUGGGCACUUCUGUGAUGUAACUGUGCGCAUACGUGAGGCCUCCCUGCGCGCACAUCGAUGUGUGCUGGCUGCAGGCUCACCAUUCUUCCAGGACAAGCUGCUGCUGGGCCACUCCGAGAUCCGCGUGCCCCCGGUGGUGCCUGCACAGACCGUGCGCCAGCUCGUCGAGUUCCUCUACAGCGGUUCACUCGUGGUGGCCCAGGGCGAGGCGCUGCAGGUGCUCACCGCAGCAUCUGUGCUUCGCAUCCAGACAGUCAUCGAUGAGUGCACACAGAUUAUCGCACGAGCACGUGCCCCAGGCACCCCAGCAGCAGUGCCCCUACCCGCACCUGUGCCCCCGCCACUUGCGCCUGCACAGCUGCGCCACCGCCUGCGCCACUUGCUAGCUGCCCGCCCACCAGGGCACCUGGGUACUGCACACAGCCGCAAGCAGCGCCAGCCCGCACGCCUACAGCUGCCCGCGCCCCAAGGGCCUAGCAAGGCUGAGGGGCCGGAUACAGAGCCAGCACUGCCCACAGCCCCCGAUGACAGAGGUGAGGACGAUGAGGAGGAGACUGAUGAGGAGACUGAAUGUGAAGAGGGCGAAACUGGUGGCCUAGGGGAGGGCCAGGCACCUCAUUCCUUUCCUGAUUGUGCUACAGGCUUCCUCACUACCGGCCCUGACAGCCUUCGCGAGGACCGCUCUGGACCCCCUAGUCUAGCUGACUAUGGUGGUGCUGGGAGAGAUUUCCUUCCAGGGGCUACAGUGGCUGAGGACACAUUCCCAGACACCUACAUGUCUGCUUGGCAUGAGGAGGAUGGCACUGCAGCAGAAGGCUGUUCCUCAGAGACCCCUGUUCCACCUGACUGCGCCCUGGUAGGGCCUCGGGCACCAGGAGUGAAGACCUCAGAGCCCACUGUUGCACUCUUUCCUUUUCACCUGGGUGCCCCUGGGCCACCUGGGCCAACCCCUUCCACACAGUCAGGUCCAGCCCCGGUGCCCUCACCAGCCUUCUACCCUGGGCUCCAGCCGGAUGCAGUUCCCAGCGCUCAGCUUGGGGAAGCCCCGGUCCCCCCUGUGGCUCCUAGCACAGCCUCCUCAGCCGCUCCUGUCCGUGCACCUGGUGCUGAGCAGUCGGCCUAUGAAUGUAGCCAUUGCCGAAAGACAUUCAGCUCUCGGAAGAACUACACCAAGCACAUGUUCAUCCAUUCUGGGGAGAAGCCACACCAGUGUGCAGUUUGCUGGCGAUCCUUCUCACUGCGCGACUACCUGCUCAAGCACAUGGUCACACAUACCGGCGUGCGUGCCUUUCAGUGCGCAGUCUGUGCCAAGCGAUUCACUCAAAAGAGCUCGCUCAAUGUACACAUGCGCACCCACCGGCCUGAGCGCGCACCCUGUCCCGCCUGCGGCAAGGUCUUCUCACACCGCGCGCUGCUGGAGCGCCACCUGGCUGCACACCCUGCGCCCUGACGGGGAUGCCUGCAGUGGAGUCGACCAAGAGCGGUUGGCCCCACUUGCCACAGCACCAUGACCACAUUUCGGCCUCUCGAACCUGGGGUCCAGCCCUGUGUAUUCCUUGUCAGCCCUUACUUUUCUCCUGCCUUUUUCUCUUUCUGCAUCCCCAUGGACUCUCUGGGUAGGGCAGCAGGUAGGGGAUGCUGAGGAAUCCUGACCCCUUGGAAGUGGACUAUUCCCAGACUAAGCUGGGCACCCAAGACCUCUAUCCUAGCAGUCCUGUGUCUGACAACAGUUUGCAACCCAUCCCUUAUCAAGAUGAGGCCAGGCCAAGUCUUUUAUUCUAACCCAAGUCUUUUAUUCCUCACCCAUAGUUCCCCUUCCCUCAGCAGAUACCUAAGGAGAGACAGGUGAAUCCAGCAAUGGAAUGAGCCCAAUAUUAGGACCCCACUCUAAUAAAGGACAUUUGGCCAGUG